AUGAAUACGUAUCAGGUAGAUAUUUGUCCUACUGUUACACCUUUAAAAGGAUUAGAACGUAAAGAUGGAGAAAAGAUAGGUGGUAAAUACAACUCCUAUAUAUUUACUGCAAAAUCUGAAGAAAAAUUUGAAAUAUCAGCCAUAGUUUACGAUGGAGAACCACUGAAAGGUAUAGUAGUGUCAAAUACUAUGGUUGAAAAAUUAACUAUAUACUUAGAUGGAUAUAAUAAGAUCUUACUAAUACACACUUUGGCUUUUGAGGUGGGUAACCUAUACUGGAUAAAUCAAGACACUACUAAAAACACAGAAAGAGUAACGUUUGCCGAAUUUUUACUUAAGGAAACGUCACAUCUAAACACAGGUGAACUUGGCUGCAUACUAUCUAACGUAACUCAACAUAGUGGAUUCAACUCCAUUGAUCUGCACAUGAAACACGAAUCUACCGCAAAAAAACUUGUUUCUGUAUCAGAUAUUAUAUUUGAUCUUGAUAAAAGGUAUUGGGAUUCUUCUGACUCUGGCAAAUAUUUGUCUGAGAUUUCCAGAGGAGAAGUGACUGUAAUAAAAUCUGUAAUAGCAGGUAGUAACUUCACAAAAAUCAUACAUAAUGCACUUUCCAAGACGUUUAUGAUUAGGGGAAUAAAACUUUCAAAUGGAAAAUAUAUGAAGAUUAAUGGUGGUUUUCCAAAUGAGGGAUUUGCAGAAUUCAAUGUAUACUAUAGAGAUAGUGAUUAUAGCAAUCCUUUGCUUGUGGAAUUGGUAGAAGUAUAUCCAACAACUCACAAUUAUGUUAAGACUAAAUUCUAUCUUACUAUGAAUGGUAAAGAUUCUAACGGAAAAUGGGACAUUUGUCAAAUAUGCUCAGUUAUUGAUGAGAAAACCGAACUUGUACAGAUACUUCAGAACAUAACUACACACAAUAGGCUUUUGGUUUACAAUAUAUCAGAUGAAAAACUUAGGAACAAGCUUGGAGAUAUACGAAAAGGUUUUUCUGUAGAUGUAACUCAGAUUAGAGGAUCCACGGGAGUAAUCCAAUAUUAUUCUUUUGAUGGGAUGUACGUUCCAUUUAAAAAGGAAAGGAAACAGACAAAAGGUUACUAUAUGGUUAGACAUGCCACUAUUCCUUAUUUUACUGUCAAGAAGAUUAAAGUUACCAAGACUAAGGAACUUACUGAAGACGAGCUUCCUCCCCUUGGAACUUUAUUUGAGAAAUUAAAUGCCUACUACGCUGACUAUUCAUACAAAGAUGCGGUGCUUAUCGAACUGGAGUGUUUGGAUCAUUCUGAAUCUGAUGAAUCUCCUCUUUUUUUCUAUUACUAUUCCCAGGAUGAGAGAGAUGAAUGGAUUGGCUAUAAAUUAGAAACACAUUUUGUUCUAGAUGAUGGAGAGGAAGCUAUUCCGGAUAAGAACACUAUAAUUACUCACAUUAAACAGCAUAACAACAAAAUAAUUUUUGAGGAGCUCUGGAAAAAACUAAAGGGAAAGCUUACUAGGUACCCUCCAGCGACUAACAAAAAUCCAAAAGGUGAGCAAACGACAGAUGAUACUACCAAGGAUAUAAGAGGACAUGGCAAUUCAAAGGAAGCUGAUGAGAAAGCAGAGGAGAGAACAUCAACAGGUUCUAUGCAAGACUCUAAACAUAACAUUCAUUCUGGAGAAUUCGAUGCUGUUGGAUGUGGCAUUGGAGUAACAUUUGGUAUAUUGGCGAUAUGUGUUGGUAUCUAUUUGCUAUUUCCUUCCAUUAAAAGGCUUGCAAAUCAUUAUACCAUUAAAAAGUUUAUGUAUAGUCGCUACGUUUAG
Theileria equi strain WA is the source of this 1797-nucleotide messenger RNA. RefSeq lists its product as hypothetical. NCBI's taxonomy places the organism in Eukaryota, Apicomplexa, Aconoidasida, Piroplasmida, Theileriidae. The record is from RefSeq and is a predicted model, not a curated record. The transcript has a single exon. Bases 1 to 1797 code for a protein of 598 amino acids.